AUGGCCCCCAAGGUUGUUUCAGGCAAGGCAGCGAAGAAGGCCUCGAAGGCCAAAGUACCGAAGGUUGACAAGAAGAAGAAGCGCAGGAGGAAGGAGAGCUACGCUAUCUACAUAUACAAGGUUUUGCGUCAGGUCCAUCCCGACACCGGUAUCUCCUCGAAAGCGAUGUCCAUCAUGAACUCGUUCGUCAAUGACAUCUUUGAACGCAUUGCCUCCGAGUCGAGUCGUCUUGCUCACUACAAUAAGCGCUCGACCAUCACUAGCAGAGAAGUCCAAACUGCAGUUCGUCUUCUGUUGCCUGGUGAGUUGGCCAAGCAUGCCGUCUCCGAGGGUACCAAGGCGGUGACCAAAUACACUAGCACGAAAUAG
Molecule: messenger RNA, 369 nt
Organism: Echinostoma caproni
Lineage: Eukaryota; Metazoa; Platyhelminthes; Trematoda; Plagiorchiida; Echinostomatidae
Source: the annotation of a GenBank genome assembly